Hermetia illucens (black soldier fly) is the source of this 2876-nucleotide messenger RNA. RefSeq lists its product as uncharacterized. The transcript has 7 exons. Gene Ontology annotation, molecular function: RNA binding. NCBI's taxonomy places the organism in Eukaryota, Metazoa, Arthropoda, Insecta, Diptera, Stratiomyidae. Bases 177 to 2810 code for a protein of 877 amino acids. The record is from RefSeq and is a predicted model, not a curated record. Gene Ontology annotation, cellular component: nucleus.
AAGACAACAAGCCAAGUUCAAAGCAUUAAUUUCAUUCCUAUAAAGUGUUCAAGGCUUACCAUUGUUGUACUCAAAAAGCAACAAAGCAAGUAGGCGAAAACUGAACUAGUUCAAUCUAAUUACAAAAAGAAGUUCGCGGCUAGUGACUUUAAUUCGAUAUAAAGCAAGAAAGCGAAAUGUUUCCCAAUUCUGGAUCAUCUGGCUGGACACCAAGAAACGGCAGUAGGCCCAUGCAGGGAAGAAAUCAAGCCUUUGCCACGUCUGGGAAUUUUAUUCGUACCAGUUACCCUCGAUCCUAUCGAGCAAGUGUUUAUCCCUCUUCUUCCAGAACUUUAAUUUCUGUCGAGACGAAUGCUGUGAGGAGGACGCCAGUGACACCGAAUCAAGUGGUUCCUUAUGUCGACACGCCAGACACCACUUUAAAACGGAGCAUUGAGUCAGAUGACGUUGUUGUUAUCCCCGAAGAAUCUAUCUCGCCACAACUUCCAAAUGAUACUGGCUUAAAACCUCGAGUCAGCCUGCAACCAAAUUGCACUGUGGAAAUACGUAAAAUCCCUCGUGAAUUCAAUUCCAUCGCGGUUUUGAAUAGCCAUUUUUCAAAAUACGGGAAGAUUGUGAACAUUCAGAUUGCUUAUGAAGCAGAUCCAGAAGCCGCAACCGUCACAUACUCUAAUCCGGCGCAAGCCAAUGAAGCCUAUCGGAAUACUGAAGCGUUUUUAAGACAUCGUACUUGGUUCAAACCGGAGACCCCAGUAAAUUCAACGGUUUCAACCUAUAAAAAUUCAAUGGUUUCAACCUAUAAAGCACCUGCCGCAGUCAGUUCUUUUAAGCGGAAGAGGUACUUUACCAUGGCACCGAAGACGAACACAAGGUUGAAAUUUUGUCGGAAGGAUCAGGAACAAAUUGAGGAUCUACAGAAGCGGAAGCACGCUCUACUUGAAGGGUAUUUGAAGCAGCUAAAAGCGGUGCAGGAUAUUAUGGCGAAGUCCAAUCCGUCAGAUCCUUCUUAUCAAGAAAAAGUCAACAUCGUAAAGAGACUGGAGUCAUGCAUUGAAACAACUCGCGAGGAAAUUGCACUUGAUGAGGUUCAAAAGGCGACUGAAAUGCAAUUUCAGCUGCCAGUUAAGGCGCCUGAAGAAACCCGAGAACUAUCAAGUUCGUCUUCAGAGGGAGUUGCUACUGAUAUCGUCGACCGUCCAUCAUCCAGGUCCGAAGGCGCACCUGCAGAUGACGAGCAAACAACGAUAUUAGUUUCUGGAUUCGACAGAGAGGAUAGUGGUUCCUUAUUAAAACACUUCCAAUUUUAUGGCAAAAUUAUGAAGCACGACAUGGAUUCAUACCGCUUUCAACUGAAACUGACGUAUGCAACUCCGCAUAGCGCAAAAAAGGCUUUAGAAUGGGGGCAGCAUUAUAAGGAGAAGAAACUAGAGAUUAACUGGGCUACAACCGGCGGCUCUACUAACAUCUCUUUACAAAUCCAGAGUCAUUUGGCCAAGGUCCAUGACCUGUUCGAUAUAAAGCAAGAAAGCGAAAUGUUUCCCAAUUCUGGAUCAUCUGGCUGGACACCAAGAAACGGCAGUAGACCCAUGCAGGGAAGAAAUCAAGCCUUUGCCACGUCUGGGAAUUUUAUUCGUACCAGUUACCCUCGAUCCUAUCGAGCAAGUGUUUAUCCCUCUUCUUCCAGAACUUUAAUUUCUGUCGAGACGAAUGCUGUGAGGAGGACGCCAGUGACACUGAAUCAAGUGGUUCCUUAUGUCGACACGCCAGACACCACUUUAAAACGGAGCAUUGAGUCAAAUGACGUUGUUGUUAUCCCCGAAGAAUCUAUCUCGCCAAAACUUCCAAAUGAUACCGGAUUGAAACCUCGAGUCAGCCUGCAACCAAAUUGCACUGUGGAAAUACGUAAAAUCCCUCGUGAAUUCAAUUCCAUCGCGGUUUUGAAUAGCCAUUUUUCAAAAUACGGGAAGAUUGUGAACAUUCAGAUUGCUUAUGAGGCAGAUCCAGAAGCCGCAACCGUCACAUACUCUAAUCCAGCACAAGCCAGUGAAGCCUAUCGAAGUACUGAAGCGUUUCUAAGACAUCGUACUUGGUUCAAACAGGAAUCCCCAGUCAAUUCUUUUAAGCGGAAGAGGUACUUUACCAUACCACCUAACACGAACACAAGGUUGAAAUUUUGUCGGAAGGAUCAGGAAAAGAGAGAGAAUCUACAGAAGCGAAAACACACUCUACUUGAAAGGUAUUUGAAGCAGCUAAAAACGGUGCAAGAUAUUCUGGCGAAGUCCAAUCCGUCAGAUUCUUCUUAUCAAGAAAAAGUCAACAUCGUAAAAAAACUGGAGUCAUGUGUUGAAAGAACGCGCGAGGAAAUUGCGCUUGGUGAGAUUCAAAAGGCGACUGAAAUGCAAUUUCAGCUACCGGUUAAGGUGCCUGAAGAAACGCCGAAGCUAUCAAGUUCGUCUUCGGAGGGAGGUGCAACUGAUAUCGUCGACCGUCCAUCAUCUAGGUCCGAAGGCGCACCUGCAGAUAAUGAGCCAACAACGAUAUUAGUUUCUGGAUUCGACAAAGAGGAUAGUGGUUCCUUAUUAAAACACUUCCAAUUUUAUGGCAAAAUUAUGAAGCACGACAUGGAUUCAUACCGCUUUCAACUGAAACUCACGUAUGCAACUCCGCAUAGCGCAAAAAAGGCUUUACAAUGGGGGCAGCAUUUUAAGGAGAAGAAAUUAGAGAUUAACUGGGCCAAAACAGAUGCAGAGUAUGCUGACUUGGAUUGUUACGAUGAUGACAUUCUUGACUAUGAAGAAGAUGACGAUUAAUCGCGGAUCGAAACUGUUAACAAACGAUACAUUCAUACACUAUUCAAUAAAAAAUCAAUUUUCAAA